AUGAGUCUUUUACAGCUGAUUGGAAAAGCAGCUUAUAAAUGCAUUUUAUCAUCAAACAAAAAAUCAGAUUUUCAAGAACUAAAAAACCUAUUUUCCCGUGUUCAAAAGUCCGAUCUGAAUUUCACGGCCUGCAGUGAUUACGACCUGGACAAAUAUCGACAAAUCUUCCUCCAAAUAUUCGAGGAUACUAAAAUAAUGGCCUUCAUAGUCAUCCUGGCAGAAAAUGCCCGAAUCCCACUCCACGACCACCACCAAAUGAACGGAUUUGUAAAGAUCAUUGAAGGAUGUGCCAAGGUCGAGACCUUCACCCCCGUCAAGGAGGGAAGGUCACCCUCUGAGAUCAUCUGCAGGCGGGAAUUGGAGGGAGAGAUCACAUCUGAGACCAAAAGUUGUCUCACUUUGUCUCCAAAUUUUGGGAACAUUCAUCAAUUGUCGGCCAUUAAUGGUCCUUGUGCGUUUUUUGACAUACUUUUCCCGCCAUACGAGAGUGACUGUCUUGCGGAUAUUUGGAAGGACAUUCGAGAACGUAUUAAAUACAGAGGUAAAAUCUUCUGGGGUAAAGCCAAUAUUGGCAAUUUCGGAUUUGAGUGGAUUGAUGGAUAG
Molecule: messenger RNA, 603 nt
Organism: Octopus sinensis (East Asian common octopus)
Lineage: Eukaryota; Metazoa; Mollusca; Cephalopoda; Octopoda; Octopodidae
Product: 2-aminoethanethiol dioxygenase-like
Exons: 2
Coding region: 1-603 (200 amino acids)
Cellular component (GO): mitochondrion
Molecular function (GO): oxidoreductase activity, acting on single donors with incorporation of molecular oxygen, incorporation of two atoms of oxygen
Source: RefSeq, a predicted model, not a curated record